Molecule: messenger RNA, 4404 nt
Organism: Aspergillus campestris IBT 28561
Lineage: Eukaryota; Fungi; Ascomycota; Eurotiomycetes; Eurotiales; Aspergillaceae
Product: putative cell polarity protein (Tea1)
Exons: 5
Coding region: 1-4404 (1467 amino acids)
Biological process (GO): regulation of cell shape
Molecular function (GO): protein binding
Source: RefSeq, a predicted model, not a curated record
AUGGCCUUCUUGUUUAAAUCGAAGAAAAACCAGCAAGGUGCUGGUGUACCCCCCGGGGCGAGAAACAUCAACGCUUCCGAUGCUCCCGCGGCGAAUCCCCCCGCCGCCGUCCCCAAUGCGCCCAAGGAACGGGAGGCCGGAGCCACCCAGACACCCACCCCCAGCAGCAGCUACAAUAAUUCCCUGAACUCGAUCAAUAGCGCAGGCAGUCCCGAGUAUCAGCGGUCGCGGCAACGGGCGGAAUCGGAGUCGCAGUCCCAACGACAGCCUCAAACGGGAAGCGCCAGUAACUCGCCCAACACCAGUCCCGGAACCUCGCUCUAUCCAUGGUCGCAGCGCCGUUUGAACUUCUCCUCCCCCCAGGCCAACCCCUUCCCUCGCUAUGGCGCCGCCAUCAAUGCCGUCUCGUCGAAAGAAGGGGAUAUCUAUAUGAUGGGUGGCUUGAUCGAUGGCUCGACCGUCAAGGGUGACCUCUGGAUGAUGGAGAGUAGCGGCGGGAAUCUGUCGUGUUUCCCAAUCGCCACGGUCGCGGAUGGUCCCGGUCCGCGCGUGGGCCAUGCGAGUCUGCUGGUCGGAAAUGCCUUUAUUGUAUUUGGCGGUGAUACCAAGGUGGAUGAGAACGAUGCGCUGGAUGACACCCUCUACCUCCUUAAUACUUCCUCCCGGCAAUGGUCCCGUUCCAUCCCUCCCAGUCCCCGCCCCUCAGGCCGCUAUGGCCACACGUUGAACAUCCUAGGUUCCAAAAUCUACGUCUUUGGUGGACAAGUGGAGGGCUUCUUCUUCAACGACUUGGUCGCCUUUGACCUCAACCAACUACAGAAUCCGACAAAUACAUGGGAGUUCCUGAUCCGGAACAGCCACGAGGGCGGACCCCCGCCUGGCCAGAUCCCGCCCGCCCGGACGAACCAUACGAUUGUCGGUUUCAACGAUAAAUUAUACCUCUUCGGAGGAACGAAUGGCGUCCAGUGGUUCAACGACGUCUGGUGCUACGACCCCCGUGCGAAUCAAUGGACCCAAUUAGAUUGCGUUGGUUUCAUCCCGACCCCCCGGGAGGGCCAUGCGGCGGCCCUCGUGAACGACGUGAUGUAUAUAUUCGGCGGUCGGACCGAUGAGGGCCUGGAUUUGGGGGAUCUGGCCGCGUUUCGCAUUUCCACGCGACGGUGGUACUCGUUCCAGAACAUGGGCCCCGCCCCGUCACCGAGGUCCGGACACAGCAUGACCGCUUUUGGGAAGCACAUCAUCGUGGUCGCGGGUGAACCGAGCUCGGCCCCGAGGGAUCCCGUCGAACUCAGCAUGGCGUACAUCCUCGAUACGUCCAAGAUCCGCUACCCGGCAGAGGCCCCAGCGGGCGAGCGGGGAGCGGCCGUGGGUCCCCGGAAGGCCAGCAGUGACCGGCCUGGUCCGCAGACCGGUCGGACAUCCCGCGAAGCGCAACACGCAGAUGCCUACCGUCGCGGACCGGGAGCGCCACGGGAGAGCAUGAUGAGCCCGACCAACAGGCCAGCCGAGUACGGCCCCGGCGCGGGCCCCGGGUCGCGUCUUCCGAGAGCGUCCAUCGCCCAGGCCCCGCAAGGGCCCCGCCCCCCGACGCCCCCCAAGCUGGAUCGGGGAUAUGGUGGCCCCCCGGUUGACACCGUCCGAGCCGUGGCGGCCGACAGAGGUCACGAGUCCCCGGGAGCCAGGGACUCGCCCAGAGACGCGCGGGCCAUGUCCGAAACCGGCUCUGCGCCCGGCGGGAACCGCACACCGACUCAGCAACAAUCCCGGAUGUCUGCCAAGGCCAUGGAGACCGGCGAGGCCGCUCCGCUCAUCAGCCAGCCCGCCCGACAGCGCUCGCUGCGACAGCGACAGCGCAGCUCCAUGGACAGCGCCGACGAGUCCAUCCUGGGGCGACAUGCGAGCAUCGACGGUUCCGUCGACUCCCGCAACUACCGGAAUUCGAAAACGCUGGGAGAGGAACCCCGAUCACCCCGGCUGACCGCGCACCAGGAAGCGCUGAUCAAGGAGCUCGAGGCCCUCAAGGGCCGCAACGCUUGGUACGCAUCGGAACUCGCGUUGGCGAAGAAAGCCGGUUACUCCCCGAAUCCGUCCAGCAGUCCGGCGUUGGAUGAGCGCUCCGCCGAGAUCUUUGCGGAUGACGACCGCCCGCUGAUCGAGGCUUUCCUGGCCAUGAGGGCGGAACUGGCCAAGAUGCAGGCCACGGUCGAUCGUCAGGCCGCGAUCGCAUCGAAGCGGGUCGCCGAGGUGGAGCAUCAGCGGGAUGUGGCCGUCAAUGAAGCGGCUUACUCACGCGCGAAACUCGCCGCCCACGGCGGCAGCCAGCGCGGCACCCCCCAACCCGAUCGGAACCUUCACGACGGCGACGAAUCCGUCACGGAGCGGGCGACCGACGUCAGCCGGCGGCUUGCGCUCGCGCUCGCGGCCCAGAAUGAGGCCAAGGCCCGGAUGGAGGUGGUCACGACCGAACUCGAUCAGGAGAAGCGUGGCCGGGAAUUGGCCGAAGAGACGUGCGAGGCCACACGGAAGCGGCUGGCCGAACUGGAGAUGAACAAUAACAGCCUGGAAGCCGAGAGCCUCCGCGCCGAGCUUCACCAGGUGGAGGCGUCCUUGCGGGAGGAGUCCAUGCUCCGGUCCGAGGCCGAGUCUGCCCUGAAACAGCUCUCGCUGGAUAAGGAGGAAUUUGAGAAGAAAGCCGAGGACGCGUCGUCCCGCCUGAAGGACCUGGGGCUCAGCCUCACCAGCCUCCGGGAGGCCGUCACCGCCUCGUCCGAGAAGUCGACCCUCCUUGAACGACAGCUGGACGAAGAGCGCGAGCGGCGGGAAGGGCUGGAGCGGAAGCUCCUGCAGCUGCGAUCCGAGCACGAGGAACGAACCUCCGAGCUGGAAAAUGCCAGCCGUCGGUUGCGCGAUGCGGAAGAACUCGCCGAGACCAACGCGAGAGAGGCCGAAACCCACAAGAAUGCCUUCCUCUCCGGCCUGGAUCGUGCGUCCUCGUUCGACUCCGAAUCCUCGGCCCGAUCCUUCGCCGAUCAGCGGGUCGCCGUCCUGGAGGCGCAGGUGGAGCGCGCGAACCAGUUGGCGAAGAGUGGCCAGGCUGCGGCCGACGACGCCGCGGAGAAACUACGACGUGCGGAAGAGCGUAUCGCCGGGCUGGAGGCGUACCAGGAGCAGGCCAGCCGCGAAGGGCUGCAACUUCGCCGGCAGCUGCAGGCGGCCAUGAAGGACAGCCAGGCGCACGCCGCGGAAAACCGGGAGAUCAAAUCCCAGCUGGAGAACCACCAACGCGAGGCCGGUGCGUUGGCCAUCCAGCACACCGUCCUCAAGGACCUCCUGGGGGAGCGUGGCGUCAACUACUCGGACAGCCGGCGCUCGCCCCGGCUGGAGUCGCCUGGUUCUCGGUUCGGCACCCCCGAGCAAGGUCGCCUGCGCGAGCUGGAGCAGCAGCUGUCGUCGAGCCUGAAGGCGCACGACGACCUGAAAUCGUCCGUUGAGACCCGCGAGCAGGAGGCCGAGCGGGCCUACCGCGAGAAGCUCGAGCAGCUGGAGAACGACUACCAAUCCGCCGUCCACUACGUCAAGGGGACCGAGAAGAUGCUGAAGCGCAUGAAGGACGAGCUCUCGCGCUACAAGUCCCAGAAUGCCAAGAUCCAGUCCGAGCUGGAGGCGGCCCGGCAGGCCCCAGCUGGCGCGUCGUCCGACGAGUCUUCUGAAUGGGAGGCCGAGCGCACCAGGCUCCAGGAGUCCAUGGCCGAGCUGCAACAGCGGACGGCCUCCACCAUCGACGGUCUCGAGCAACAGGUGGCCGACCUCAAGAAGGACCUGUCGGCGGCCGACACCAACAAGCAGCAAUACGAGAGCGCGCGUCAGGAGCUCGUCGCCGCGGCCGAGAAAGCGCGCGGGGAGCUGGAGCAGCUGCAGCAGGAGAACUCGCUGCUCGAGACGCGCGCGUCCGACGCCGAACACAAGGUCACGAUGCUGCUGGACCAGGUAGAGGCCUCGGUCGGGCACUACCGCCGCCAGUCGCACCCCGGACCGGGCACCAAUGGGAUCUCUCGCAGUCACAGCAACGCCUCGAGCAACACGAUCAGCGGCAAUGGCGGCCGAUCCCGCGCGGACAGCGCCACGUCGCAUGAUCCGACCUUCCUCGACAACCGGGGGUCGAUGGCGUUGGACUCGCUGGCCAACGAGCUGGAGACGCUGCGCACCCACUGGGAGAGCACCAAUCACAACUACCGACUGAGCACGCAGUCGGAUUUCGACCGCACGCCGACCAAGGAGACCGGGAUGAGCGACAGCCUGGCGGAAUGGCGCCGACGAUUGGACGAGGGUGAAACGCGGGCGAGCUCGCCGGGGAAGAGCCAGCCACGGAACGCGGAGGGCCAAACGGCGACGAACAUGAUAUAA